Molecule: messenger RNA, 826 nt
Organism: Branchiostoma belcheri (Belcher's lancelet)
Lineage: Eukaryota; Metazoa; Chordata; Leptocardii; Amphioxiformes; Branchiostomatidae
Exons: 4
Coding region: 180-797 (205 amino acids)
Source: RefSeq, a predicted model, not a curated record
UCGUGACACGAUCGCGCGUCGCAACGGAGGGAUACUGUUGCAGCAGGCCGGUUCAUUUAGCAGCGGUUGCGAAGGCGCGGGUAACACACAGCAGUACAGACGCCGGCUCAGGUCAUAGCGGGAACGGGACAUUCAUUUAGAACUCUUCGGUCUUCACCUCGCGUUUUUUCUGCCUCACCAUGGCAUCGGCACAUCCUGGGAUCAGCAAUAAGAGCCUGUCGUCCAUGACUCUGGAGGGCAGGGUCCUCAUGAGUCCUCUGGCGAAGAAAUACACCUUCAUGGUCCGGUCCUGUCCGCUGAAACACAAGGACAAGAUCGGCGACAUCCACCCAUUGCCGCCUAUCACUGUUCAGCACAACCUAGAAGAGUCUUUCGUGAACGACAGUAUCCGUACGGACACGAUGCAGAACUCUCGGUUCUGCCGUCCGAAGCGCACGUCCAUCAUCCGGCCCUACAACGCCCUGCAAGACAAGCACGCCGUAGCCUACUUCCGCAGCCCCACUGUCAAGGACACGCUGGAGAGGACGCUCACAAACAAGGAGUUGUGGGAGACGCCGCCCAGCCGUAACAUGAACAAACUGUCGACCCGCGGCCGCUCCUUACGGACCCCGACUCCGGCCACGCUGGUCAGGAUGGAGGAGAACUUCGUGGUGGACAGCAUCAAAACCAGCCACGCAGUCACCAAGUACAAGCCGCUCAUCCCGCCAUACAACGCGCUAAGGGACAACCAUUCCCAGCAUUAUUUCCACUUCAAGGGAGUCAAAAACCUUCUGAAGACCACAGUUGGCGGCCAAUAACCCCCCAGAAUCGCCACACUUUUGCGUAU